UAUCCCACCCCUCCGUCUGCUGGCAUCCUCUCUCUCUUCUCCUUCUUUAAGUCGCCAACUUGUCGCGUUGCUUCGUUCUGUUCUGUUCUCUGUGCCAGAGGACUCUUGUCGUUCUUUUCCUCACUGUCAUUCUUUAUUGCGAAUAGAUUUCGCACCCACGCUCAUUAACCUGAAUCGAGCACGCUAAAGAUAUACUUCUCCGGACAAGCUUUAAGACACCAAAGGCAUCAUCUCCAACAUGCGCUUCACAAGUUCUGCUUCCGUCGCCCUCGUGGCAUCUCUUGCGGCUCUGGGAGAGGCUUCGUACCCCUUCCACGCUCGCUCGGGGAAGUUCCUCCACCAUGCCAGAGGAUUCAACAGCACCGCCGACGACGGUGUCUCGUCGGUCUUCGUGAUCCCGACGCCCGCUGAGAAGACUCCCCAGGUCACUCCCUCCAUCCCUCUGAGCACUGGUGCUGCUCGUGAGAUCGAUCCCGAGGCUGCUGUCUCUACUCAAACUUCGGUGGAGGACCUCACCCUCACCUACACUCUGGGUGGUGCCUCUACCACUGUCGUGACAACUACUGUCCAGCGCACCGCUACCAACACCGUCGUUGUUACUCAGACCCCUGAGGCCAGUGUCACCCAGGAGGCAGUCGCUGAUGACGAGCCCACCACCACUAUCUCCACCACCUCUACUACCACCUCCAUUGUUACCGUCUAUCCUGUUGCUAGCUCCGCCCUCGUCGGUGGAUCUAACGCCGCCGGAUCCUGCAAUGGCGUCACUGUCACUGUCACUGAGAAGGAGACCGUCACAGUGACUGCUGGUGCUACUGCUACCGAUGCUGCUUCCUCCAACAGCAUCGCCAAUGCCGUCAACGAGGCUGACAUCACCUCCGCGGUCCAGAAGCAGGUUGCUGAGCCCACUGCUGUCCCCAGCUCGCCUGCUGUCUCUGCCCCAGCUGUUCCAGCUGUGCCGGCGGGUCCUCCUUACGGCAACGGUACUUUCCCCACCUUCAGGAAGGCGUCGACUCCCUCUGGCUUCUUGACGAGCAAGCUGCCUCUCCCGUCCAACUUCGCCCGCCGCAUGUAAGCGGAGAAAAAUGCCUGUUUUCGAUCAAGUCGCCGGUAUCGACCAUCCAUGAUUGAGAGAUCAAUUUCACUCGCGUCAGUCGCGCGCUGGAUUUGUACUUAUUGCGGACCAUUUGAUGGCACAAACUUUUCGUACUUUUUUCAAUUCUCUGCGGGCUACUCCGGCUGCGAUGAACAGCAUGUUCUCCAACGUGGUUCAGUCGGCGCUCCCGCCCCCUUUUUCUUUAACCAGAUCAGGAUCCCUUUCGGAUUCCUCUCUUCCAACGAG
Messenger RNA from Paecilomyces variotii, 1339 nucleotides. RefSeq lists its product as hypothetical. The transcript has 3 exons. Bases 239 to 1072 code for a protein of 277 amino acids. The record is from RefSeq and is a predicted model, not a curated record. NCBI's taxonomy places the organism in Eukaryota, Fungi, Ascomycota, Eurotiomycetes, Eurotiales, Thermoascaceae.